AUGGACGGGACGCACACCGACUAUCAGACACGAUGGCUUGAUCUGGAUGUUGUUUACCUGCCAUACAACAUCGGUGGCAACCAUUGGAUUAUGGUACACAUCGAUCUGCAGGAUGAUGAGAUCAUUAUGUGGGAUUUGAUGAGGUCGAUGACACCCUUUCCAACUCUGGAGUCGGAGUUACGUCUGAUGACUGUUGUCCUAUCGGCGUUGAUGCACAGGGCCGGUGUUCAGGUAUUGAGGCAGACACUACCGUAUAUGCCAUGGCGCAUUCAUCAAGUAACGUCCGCACCUCAGCAAAGCGGGUCUGGCGACUGCGGGAUGUUUUGUGUUAAAUACUUCGAGUAUGAUGUAACAAGGUCAAAUAUGACCAGCUUAACUCAGGACAACAUUAGUUUCUUUAGGGAGAAAUUAGCCAUAGAAAUGUGGGCAAACCGAUCUAUAUUCUGA
Molecule: messenger RNA, 447 nt
Organism: Momordica charantia (bitter melon)
Lineage: Eukaryota; Viridiplantae; Streptophyta; Magnoliopsida; Cucurbitales; Cucurbitaceae
Biological process (GO): protein desumoylation; proteolysis
Cellular component (GO): nucleus
Molecular function (GO): deSUMOylase activity
Source: RefSeq, a predicted model, not a curated record